Messenger RNA from Rubroshorea leprosula, 1051 nucleotides. The record is from the annotation of a GenBank genome assembly. NCBI's taxonomy places the organism in Eukaryota, Viridiplantae, Streptophyta, Magnoliopsida, Malvales, Dipterocarpaceae.
AAAGGGGAGGGUAAUAGGGUAAGCUUCUAGUGGGAUGAUUGGGAGGGGAGAGGGGUGUCUUGCUAACAAAUUCCCUAGAUUGUAUACUUUAUCAAUAGGAAAGGAGAGUACGUGCAAUCAAAUGGGCAAAAACAUAAAUGGAUCAUGGGAGUGGAAUCUAGUAUGGAGGAGAAAAUUGUUCGAUUGGGAAGCUGAAGAGGCCAAACAACUCCAAAGGAUGAUAGCGGACGUGAAGAUUUCACAAGGAAAGCCUGAUGCGUGGGAGUGGGUUCACGACAAGGAUGGGCAUUAUUCAACAAAGACGGCUUACUCAUUGUUGACACAAGAGCAAAGAGGAUCAAGGGGAACUGAAAUCUUCAGAAGAAUAUGGAACCCUCUAUUUCCAAGCAAAGUUUCAGCAUUCAAUUGGCAACUGGUGCUAGACAGAAUUCCAACAAGGAUGAAUUUGUUAAGAAGAGGGAUUACUAAGGACAUGGAGGAAGGAAGGUGCGCUAUAUGCGGAGAAGCUGAUGAGAAUGCUGGGCAUCUAUUUUUAAAUUGCAAGUGUGCUCGUUGGAUAUGGAAAGCUUGUGCUAAAUGGUGGGGAGCUAAGAUAUCAUUCGGAACAGAUUGCUGGAACACUUUUCAAAAUUUUGGAGCAUGGACCAAGAAUAAACACACUAUAGAAGGAUGGGACUGUAUAUGGAAUACUGUUAUUUGGUCCAUAUGGUUGUCUCGAAACCAAAAAAUAUUUCAGGAUAAAGAGAUAAACCUGAGGAAACUAUUUGAACUCAUCCAACUAAGAUCCUUCCUAUGGAUUAAAGCAACAAAUGACAGGUAUGCCUUCAGUUUAACUGAUUGGCUAAUUAAUCCUAUUGUUUGUUUGAAAGUCACAAAUGGUGCAGGAAGACUUCAUUGAAAAUUUAACUGACUGUAGUAUUGUUCUUGAUCUAUGGGGUUAUUUAAGUUGUAAUCAAUGCAUGCUCAAUGACUUUGUGUGCCAGCGGGUUUGACAAAUGGGAAGGUUUUGUGGAUCUGAAUAGUGAUUUUUGAAGAAACUGCAAAAGUGGAC